UCGAAAUAUAGAAUAGCGGUGAAAAUAGAUUUGUUUAUUGUUAAGAUACUUGUUUCAGUAUAUUACUUUGUGGUGAAAAUGUCACAGAAAGAUACGAAUUUAAAUGCUCUUUGUAUAUCAAACUCCCUGCACUCCGGCGAAAGUCAACAGCAGCAUACGUCCUCGUCCGCGGAGCACCAGCAGCAGCAGCAACAGGUGCCGUCGGCGGUGGAGGGCGCUGCGGACAUGGCCGAAAAUGAGAUUUACGAUUCGGAUGAGGGCAAUCUUUUGCGCACACCACUGGACCGAGGGCCGUACUUUGAUUUAUCGGCCUCGAAGAACAUCACUGCCCUGGUCGGCAAAACGGCCUAUCUCAACUGUCGGGUGCGGAAUCUGGGCAACAAAACGGUCUCCUGGGUGCGUCAUCGCGAUAUCCAUCUGCUGACCGUCGGUCGAUUCACCUACACGUCCGAUCAACGUUUCCAAAGUGUGCACAAUCCCCAAACGGACGAUUGGUCCCUGCAGAUCCGGUAUCCUCAGAAGCGGGACACUGGAAUUUACGAGUGCCAAAUAUCGACCACACCGCCGGUGGGCCAUGCAAUGUACCUUACGGUGGUAGAACCAGUGACCGUUGUAGUGGGUGGACCGGACAUUUACAUCAACACCGGAUCCACGGUUAACCUGACAUGCGUUGUUCGGAACUCCCCGGAGCCACCGUCCACCAUUAUCUGGACCCACAACAAUCAGGAAAUUAAUUACGACUCACCUCGGGGCGGUGUGUCGGUGAUAACGGAAAAGGGCGAAACAACCACCUCGUACCUGCUGAUCCAGCGAGCCAAGGGUGCCGACUCGGGCAAGUACGUUUGCUCGCCGUCGAACGCCAACUCGUACUUCAUCAACGUUCACAUACUAAACGGUGAACAUCCGGAAGCAAUGCAGCACGGCGGCCAGCUGAGGAUAGGCGAUCCACUGCACGUGUUCGUCUUCGUAAUCAUCACCCUGCUGCUGGGAAACCGAUGA
Molecule: messenger RNA, 999 nt
Organism: Sabethes cyaneus
Lineage: Eukaryota; Metazoa; Arthropoda; Insecta; Diptera; Culicidae
Product: zwei Ig domain protein zig-8-like
Exons: 8
Biological process (GO): synapse organization
Cellular component (GO): neuron projection membrane
Source: RefSeq, a predicted model, not a curated record